Haliotis rufescens (red abalone) is the source of this 3123-nucleotide messenger RNA. RefSeq lists its product as uncharacterized. The transcript has a single exon. Lineage: Eukaryota; Metazoa; Mollusca; Gastropoda; Lepetellida; Haliotidae. Bases 307 to 1473 code for a protein of 388 amino acids. The record is from RefSeq and is a predicted model, not a curated record.
ACGUUGUUCACUUCCGGGUUUCGUGUUGACAUAUACGGGGCGAAGAACCGAUGUGGCCAGCAUGCUCCAGUGCCUCGGCUAUUGCAUCUGUUCUCUGAAAACUGUUUUAUGAAUGCUGUUCAGAAAUGACGGCUACUCGACGUCAUGUCAAGGAACACAUGGAAGUCUACACGAGCUCCAAUAGAAGUGGGCGUGGUCGCAAAUAGCUCCACUGUGAAUCUGUGAUUCCACACAGGAUAAACAUACGGGCGUUCAACUUUUACUGGUGCCACAGAUGACGCGAUAGUUUUUGCGCUGACAGUAGACAUGGGUAAAGCAUUUACAAAGCAGGAGACCUUGCCCCAUGUGAAACCAACCAACUCUCGACCGGCUUACCAAGUCUUGUAUGAACACAGUGGGACCAGCUCCCUUGUGUGUGACUGCCUGGUGUAUGGAUUGCAACCACACUGUACAGAAAACAGGCAUUUCCAUGCAUCUGUUGGAAAGUUGGGAGAGCUAAUUGUUCGAGAUUUGUCCUAUAAACGGAAGUGGAUAAUUGAAACAGCUAUUGACAAGAAAUGCCUAAUACCAAAGAAAGUUAUGAAAGGCACUGGUCUCAUUCAUUGCACUGUGAUUGGUUUCAGCAAAGGUGUUGCUGUGAUUCAGUGUUUUUUGCAGCGAGCUAUAAACUUCUUCAUUUGUGACAUCAAUAAAGAAAAAAUACUUUGUAAUUUCGAGAGGAGGUACCAAGGUCAAGAAAAGUUGCACUUGUUUGAAUGUUGUAUGAGUAUGGAUCUACAGUACAUUGUGCUCAAGAAAAACCCUCUUUAUCAACCAGUGUGUUUCGCGGGUUAUGAACGGCAUGAUUUUAUCUUGUUGAAAAUGUCAUUCGAUUUGUCAUGCUGUACAGAAAUCCCCCUCCCAGAGAUGUCUUUUGAAAGAAUGUCUGUUUCUUUUGAUCCUGAUGUUCCAACAAAGUCACUCAUCGUGGCAAGAAUGAACACUUGUGGACCUAAAUUAUACCGGAUUAUUCUGGAAGAUUGUACAACAUCUAUUACUGAAGACAUUGCCCCAGGUUGUGCAGCUGCCCAUGACAAGUUUUCAGUUCUGCAACACAUCCGUGACCAACGUUUAGUCAUACUGUCAGUACUGGGAGAUUCCUCAAAUAAUCCAUUACCUGCCAUCUGCAAAAAUUUCAAUGUUACCAACUACAUGUAUGACUUGAAUUUACAAUUUAAAGGACAAUUCACAUACAUAUCUUCAAAUGGCCUCCAUCAUUUUGCGCCAGUGUUUUCACCAAGUGGACAGUUCCUCUCAUGUGCUCAGCAAGUUCUCAGUCUUGUUUCCUCAUUCCGUCUGAAGACAUUGAAAGAAACGUGUCGAGCAUCGCUUCAAGAACUUGUUUUAUCUGAGGAUAUGGUAAAGCUGCCUUUACCUCCAUCUCUUGUGCGAUACAUUCAGGGCGAUGAUGGUGCUUGUCAUUUACAGCGGUGAUUUCAUUGUGCAGUCCCAUCUUCCCGAGGCAAGAGCGUCCACUAGCCUUGUUAUCAAAGUCUUGUUUCCACCCUUGCCACAUCAAGCCCACUUUCCUGUGCACAUAUGGAUAGUCCAAUCAGAAAACGUUUCACAAAUUAACAUCCAUGACCGGUUCACCUUCGUAUGAAAGUGAUUUACCGCUGCCUGUCUUUGUUGACACGUCUUUUUCAACCUUUGAACCCACCAACUAUUGCCUAUGUUUUUGUGUCAGGGAUGAAAUGCGAAUGUUUUUGUUAUCUGAUCGACUAGUUCUUUGCCUAUGGUAGUCGCCAUCUUUGUGAAGCUAUACAAGAUAAGAACAGUGAUCUGAUAGGAUAUCGCGUUUUCAUUCAUUAAGGGGCACAACUCGUGAUCUAUGUGAGGUGGUGCCAGGGUCGAGCCAGAGUCAGGCCAAGGGUGGCCGUGAUGUAGCAAGGGUAGAAACUAGGCUUUCAUGUAGGCUAGUGGACACGGUUGCCUCGGGAAGAUGUGUGCAGUCCAUGCAGUUAAUGUUGUGCCUCAUUAUCACAAGUGUUGGCUUUAGUCUUAUUGAGUACAUACAUCUACUUACAUAGCAAGAAGACAGCAAGUGCAACACAGUCUAUAUUCAUCAGCUUGUAAAGAGGUUGUUUGGGGUUAUGUUAUCUAUUGCUGUCUUUGAUAAUCUCUAAUACACAUUGCUUUCUUACCAUAACAUAUCCACAUUGUCCCUGUGAUUAUCUCCCUUGUGCACUCAAGCUGUGAUAGGUGUCAUCAAUUCUGCAUAGUUGGACCUGAUAGUCAGAACACCCUGCUAUAAAGACCAUGACAUCUCUCCAUGUGAUAGCCCUGCUUGUGUGUACCUGCUCCGAUAAGUCUGUGAUCACUUCUGUAUAGUUGGAACUUUCAAUUAGAACACCCUGCUAUAAAGACCAUGACAUCUCUCCAUAUGAUAACCCUACUUGUGUGUACCUGCUCCGAUAAGUCUGUGAUCACUUCUGUAUAGUUGGAACCUUCAAUUAGAACACCUGGCUUUACAGAACAUGACAUAUAUCCAUGUGAUAACCCUGCUUGUGUGUACUUGCUGUGGUAGUUCUGAGGUUUAUUCUGUAUUGUGAGACCCUGUUAAUCAGGACACUCUGCUUUACAGACCAUAACAGCUCUACAAUCUCAUCUUGAGAUUACCUCCCUUGUGUGUAUGUAUAGUUUGAAGCUGAAGGGUUGGGACGGGUCCAAAUUUACCACCCGGGUACCCACCCCAAAUUGCCCGACCCCGGUACCCCCUGUCGAUAUCAGGAGCAGAGCUCCAGAUAACUUUUUGAACAAUUGAGUUUUUACUCUAGGGUUUCUAUAAUAAUUGGGUUAUUACAUUUUUCACUUGGUAACCAAUAUUUUUUCACUUAUCUAUUUAUCAUAUUGUUUUUUUUCCAAGAUUAGUGAACAUUUUUUAUGUAUGUAACUGUUCUAAAGAUAUAGGCUUGACUCGGAAAGUAAAUUAGCUCGUGAUUGUGUUUUGGAAAUUAGCUUCUUUGUACCCAUGCUGAAAAAGCUUCAUUGGGUAUAUACGCGUGCUGUUUUUAUACAUUUGAGUUUUUCAUUCAAUACAUGCGUUUCUUUACGCAAGUUAAUUAAAAGUUAUUGGGUUUUGAA